This is a messenger RNA of Helicoverpa armigera (cotton bollworm), 8320 nucleotides long. RefSeq names its product Macroglobulin complement-related (gene Mcr). The transcript has 33 exons. Gene Ontology annotation, cellular component: extracellular region. The coding region runs from base 253 to 5880 and encodes 1875 amino acids. The record is from RefSeq and is a predicted model, not a curated record. NCBI's taxonomy places the organism in Eukaryota, Metazoa, Arthropoda, Insecta, Lepidoptera, Noctuidae. Gene Ontology annotation, molecular function: endopeptidase inhibitor activity; protein binding.
GGUGAAGUGCGGCUGCGCGACAAUCGCAUUUUCUUGAAUGAAGUGAGUAAUGGGACGUUGUUAACGUUCUUGUUUAUUUAUUUGAAUUAAACUUAUUUUAAAUGAUUUUCUUUUAAAUUUUGUGAUUUUCUAUGUUUAUAGGUAGUAUAGUGAAGUUUUAGUGCAAAUGUGUUUGUUUACUUUCUUCAAAAUAUAAAGUCGGAGAGUAUCCAUGGGCGUUAACUUCAGGCAAACAAAAUCAAAGACUGAAUUAUGAAUCUCUUAUUUUUAACAUACAUACUAUCUACAACAGUAUUAAAGCUAUGUUCAUCACAAGACUAUGCAUCUCCAACAUACAAUCCGGAUAUAAGUCAGACAAACCCUACAAAUGAUUACCUCAACCCAGACCCUAAGUAUGACAACCCGUAUGACCCCAAUAGGAGGUAUCAGAACCGUAAUCAGAAUGAUCCAACCCAACAAUAUGAUCCGAAUCGUCCGUAUGAUCCAAACCGGAGUCCAUAUGAUCCAAACCGGAGUCAGUAUGACCCAAACAGAAGUCAAUAUGACACAAACCGGAACCAAUAUGAGGCAGACAGGAGGUACAAUCAAGAUGUGAACUACAACUCUAACCAGUAUACUCCUGAUAAUACGCCGAGGCCCUGGGACUCAAGCAGGACAUACAGCACGUCCUUUAAAGGUGCUCCUUUGGAACAUGAAAGUGUCAUUAUCAAUGAAGCGACCUACUUCAUAGUGGCAUCUAGGAUGGUGAGGCCGGGUCAGAUCUACAAGAUAUCAGCGAACAUACUGCAAGCCCGCAUGCAGAUGACUAUCAGGGCCUCAAUCUCCUGCAAUGGGGUUGAAAUUACUGAUGUUAACCAGAGGGUGAAAGAGGGUGUUCCUGAAAUAUUGAAUAUGAGAGUACCGCCAACAACAGUACCAGGAGACUACAAGCUGCGAGUCGAAGGGUUAUACCUGGACACGCCGUUCGGAGGCCGCGCCUUCAUCAAUGAGUCGCAGCUCACCUUCUCCAGGCGAUUCAUGACCAUAUUCAUACAGAUGGACAAGCCUGUUUAUAUGCAGGGACAGACUGUUCGUUUCCGCGUGAUACCAAUCAACACGGAGCUGAAAGCCUUCGGUCGCGCUAUCGACGUAUUCAUCCUGGACCCCAACCGGCGUAUUAUGAAGAGGUGGCUCUCUAGACAGAGUAACUUCGGCACAGUAAGUCUGCAGUACCAGAUGUCAGACCAGCCGCUGUUCGGCGAGUGGUACAUCCGCGUCGAAGCUCUCGGACAGAUCGAGGAGACGCAGUUCUUGGUCGAGGAGUACUAUCAGACCAGAUAUGAGGUGAACGUAACAAUGCCAGCAUUCUUCUUCAACACGGAGCCGUUCAUCCACGGGCGUAUAAUGGCCAACUACACGUCCGGAGCCCCGGUCCGCGGCAACCUGACGCUCAAGGCGACCAUCCGCCCCAUCCCGCAGUACCGACCGCGGUACUAUACGCAGGGACAGUUCAACAAUAGAGGACAGUAUGGCGUAGCUAGUGGAUAUGGGACUAAUCAGUAUACUAGAGUACGUCAAAACCCAUACAACUACAACAACAACUACAACGACAGCUACCAACAGCAAUACGACAAGAACUACCAGCAGCAGCAGUACGACAACUACGGACAGACCAUGGUGGACGAGUUCGGUCGGCCGGUGAGCACGGAGACCAGGUAUCUGCCCGGACAGCCCAAUCAGUUGGAGCAGCCGGACUGGUGGUAUGAUCAGCAGAAGGUCGUUACUAGGAUGUUUAAUUUUGAUGAAAAAUACCCGUUCUGGAUGCCGAAGCCGGACGCGACGCAGUACGCGAUCGACCACAACUCGAACGUUAACAAUCCCAACUACAACACAUAUACUACUACUUCUUCAUACAACAACUAUUAUUCCAAUCCGUAUUAUGAUCAACUGCCGUAUCUCAGAUUUUUCAACGGCACCUACGACUUCAAGUACCCCAUGUCGGAACUAUCCCAGCUGGUACCGACCUUAGAUGGAGUAGAGGUCAUCAUCACGGCGUCAGUGGGUGACCCCUUCCUCGACGAGGUCAUCGAGGGCUACAGCAUCGCCAGGAUAUUUAAUUCGUCAUUGCAAGUCACCUUUUUGGGUGGAACCCCCCAAGUUUUCAAGCCGUCUAUGCCUUUUGAUGUUUAUAUGGUAGUAUCGUACCACGACGGGUCCCCGCUCCCCGCGUGGCAGGCGCGAGGCGUGUCUCUACAAGUACACGUACAAGUGGAAGGCCGAGGUGGGGCAGUAGACCCACAGCAACCUGCCCUUGUGCCUGGCAGUGAUGCUGUAUGGCAUCUCAAGCUGGAUCUUUAUAAGUUGCUCAGACUACAAAACGAUCCGAACUACCGUGAAGUUCUGAACAGUAUAACGGGCGUCCGCCUCAGCGCUCAGCUGGUGGACGCGGUGGGCUCGCACGCCACGGCAGACGUGCACUUCGUGGCGCACUACAGCGCCAACAACCAGCAUAUACGCAUCUCUACCAGCACCACUGAUGCUAGGGUGGGCGAGUACAUAAUCUUCCACGUGCAGAGCAACUUCUACAUGGAGUCGUUCAAUUACGUCGUCAUGUCCAAGGGCAUCAUCCUCACCAGCGGACUCGAGAUCAUGCAGGAGGGAGUGUGCACGUUCGCGGUGACGGUGUCGGCGGAGAUGGCGCCGGUGGCGACGGUGCUGGUGUGGGCGGCGCCGCGCCGCGCCACGGUGCUGGCCGACUCGCUCACCUUCCCCGUCAACGGCAUCUCCAGGAACAAUUUCACGGUAUUCAUAAACAACCGCAAGCACCGGACGGGCGAGCGGGUUGAAGUGGCCAUCUACGGCGAGCCCGGCGCAUACGUGGGGCUGUCGGGCAUCGACAACACCUUCUACACCAUGCAGGCCGGGAACGAGCUCACUUAUGCUAAGGUGAUAUCAAAGAUGUCUCAUUUCGGCGAGUCUACGAACGGCACGUUCGCGUACACGUGGCGCUCGCACUUCGGCGACGCGGACGAUCUCGUCUACUUCCCUUCGUCUACCUUCGGCAUUGAUGCUAACAGGACUUUUGAGUACGCAGGCUUGAUAGUGUUCAGCGACGUGCCGGUAACGCGUCGCUACACGACGUGCAACGUGUCGCAAGGCUUCGGCGAGUGCCUGGAGGGAGGCUGCUUCCCGCUCGCCAAGCAGUGUGACGGCGUGUACGACUGUCCUGAUCAUACUGAUGAAUCUAACUGUGAAACGGACAUAAACAAGUCGUUCGAGCUGACUCACUUCCGCAAGUUCCGGUUCAACCGCGUGCAGCGACAGUACGACAACGUGUGGCUGUGGCGGGACGUCAACAUCGGUCCACACGGCCGCUACGUCUUCACUGUCGAUGUACCGCAGAUACCUGCUCACUGGAUAGUGUCUGCAUUUAGUAUGUCUCCCAGUCUUGGUCUUGGCAUGCUGACGGAACCUAAAAGAUACAUAGGCGUUCUUCCAUUCUUCAUCAAAGUGGAAGGUCCCGAACAGUGCCGCCAAGGGGAACAGGUCGGGCUCCGCGUGGUGGUGUUCAACUACCAGCCUCAAGACAUCGAGGCGGUCGUCGUGUUGGCAGCUUCGCCGGAUUAUAAGUUCGUGCAUGUUGAGGAGAAUGGCAUUGUCCGCUCCUACAAUCCUCGCACAUCAUUCGGCGAGCACCAGUUCUUCGUGUACAUCACGUCGGGCGACGCCGCCACCGUCUACGUGCCCGUCGUGCCCACCCGCCUCGGAGACAUACACGUGCGGCUACAUGCGUCUACUCUCAUGGGACAGCAUCACUAUGUAAAGAAGAUUACUGUUGAGCCGGACGGCCUACCACAAUACCGUCACCAAUCAGUUCUCCUCGACCUUUCAAACCGAGCAUACGUCUUCCAAUACAUGCACGUCAACGUUACUGAAACGCCCAUCAUCCCUUACGAAGUGGACCGAUACUACGUGUUCGGCUCCAACCGGGCGAGGAUAUCCAUCGUCGGAGACGUUGUGGGACCACUGUUCCCGACCAUGCCGGUCAAUGCUACCAGUCUACUGCAUCUACCCAUGGACUCAGCAGAACAGAACAUGUUCAGUUUCGCAGCGAAUAUGUACUUAACACUGUACAUGCGGCUGAUCAACCAGCGCAACCGCACUCUGGAGAAGGAAGCGUUCUACCACAUGAACAUACUGUACCAGAGGCAGCUGUCCUUCAUGAAGCCCGAUGGCUCCUUCAGUUUGUUCCGUAGCGACUGGAACCAAUCAGCGUCUAGUGUGUGGCUGACAUCAUUCUGCGCUAAGAUAUUCCAAGAUGCGUCCUUCAACGAGUGGGAGAACUUCAUAUACAUUGAUCCUGAGGUGAUAUCCAUGGCAGUAUCGUGGGUGCUGGACCACCAGACGCCCGACGGUGCGUUCUACGAGGUGACGUGGAUGCCCAACAGGAAUGAUAACUCUACCAUAGUUGUGCCGAAGAACAGUACGUUGUAUAGAGAGGCGUUUGGACACGCGGGGUGGAGCGAUCCGAGUGCUGUUGAAGUAAAUAAUUCUAUAAUAAUGCAACGAAACAUCACAUUGACUGCACAAGUGGUCAUCACGCUGGAAACUGUUAAGAAUCUCAAGGAUAUUGGAGUGAGAGAGGGUCUAAGUGCUCGCGUGUCAUCAGCACAACAGCGCGGUAUCCGCUGGCUGGAGCGGCACUUACGCCUGCUGGACGAGUGCGGCUCGCCAUAUGCUCUGGCGCUGGUAGCUCACGCGCUCACACAUGCUAAAGCGCCCAGCUCCGAGCAUGCCUUCAGGCUGCUCAAGCGGAGGCAGAGAUAUGAAGGUGGCCUCAGCUACUGGGGCCAGGAACCAGUUCCCCAGCCCCCGUACAAGAUGGAGAACCAGAAGCCGUUCCUCCUGCCGCGGCUGCCGUACAAGUACGACUCGAACAACAUCGCGGCCACUGCGUACGCGCUGCUCGCCUGCAUGGACCAUCAGGAUAACAACGAGCCUAUCGUCAUGUGGCUCAACUCGCAACGCCUGCAGGAUGGUGGAUGGGCUUCUACGCAGGACACAUACAUAGCCCUCCGCGCACUCAUCGAGUACACGAACCGCAAGCGUCUGCGCGACGUGUCGUCGCUGUCGGUGGCGGUGGACGCGGUGGCGCUGGCGGGCGACACGCGGACGCUGCACGUGCGGAACGACAACCUCGCCGUCAUGCAGUUUGUGGACAUCCCGUCAGCGUGGGGCACGGUGAAGGUGACGGCCCGCGGCGCCGGCUACGCCAUCCUGCAGCUGUCGGUGCAGUACAACGUGGACACGCCGCGCUUCCAGACGCCGCCGCCCGCGCGCUGCUUCUCGCUGCUCGCCUCGCACCACUACUACGGCAGGAACCAGUCGCACAUACACGUGCAGGCCUGUGCCAGCUGGACAAUGCUGGAAGAGUCCCCUCGCUCGGGCAUGGCGGUGCUGGAGGUGGGAGUGCCGACGGGCUACAUGCUGCAGCAGCAGCGGCUGGACGCGUACGUGCUGUCGCGGCGCGUGCCCACGCUGCAGCGAGCCAAGUACACGCCCACCAAAGUGCUCUUCUACUUCGACUAUUUAUCUGAAGAGCAGACCUGCGUGAACUUCACGAUCGAGCGCUGGUUCCCCGUCGCUAACAUGUCCAGAUAUCUACCGAUGCGCGUUUACGAUUACUAUGCACCCGAACGUUUCAACGAAAGUAUAUUCGACGCACUCCCAACUUACCUCCUCAACAUUUGUGAAGUAUGUGGUUCUUCACAAUGUCCGUACUGCGCGAUAUACAACAACGCCUUACGUACCGCCCUCGCCACUCCACUGCUACUUGUGGCAGUCAUUGUGACACUCACGCGGUACUUACGACCCUACCAUGACUUGUACGGAAUCUCAUAAGAACGUAUGUAAGAAAAUGUGAAAAAUAUAUACCAAAAGUUUGUGACUUAUUUACAGAAUGACUUGUAAAAAAUAUUUCAGUGUUUAUACUGCAGGUUUUUUUUAAGAAUAACAUUUCUCAACAGUGUAUGAGUCAAUCUGUAAAUAAGCCAUUUUAUGAUUGCAACUAGCUAUCUAUAGUUAUGUAGAUAGUAUGUAUAAUUGAUUCUCAUGGACAGCUAAAAACUGAUAUUUCUUUUUUAUAAUAUUUUUUUAUAUUUAAAUGUAUUUAUUGAUAAAAUGGUUAUGUAAUAAUGACCAAUGUCAUUCGUCCCAGUAUUCAUUGGCUAUAGUUGAUUUAAUCAAAACAAUGAUUUUCUAUAUAUACAGAAUUUAUGUUUAUUUUAUAUACUAUAUUUGGUGAGGUCUUUAAAGUAAUGAAAUACUUUAUCAACCCAGUCGUGAUUGAAUAAAAAUAUGAUAGAUCUUUUAUAGGCCGAUUUUUUCAAACAUCAACUAACUUCCAUCUAAGGAAUAACUAUGGCGAUUUUACAUAUUUUCUUUACAAUCUAUCAGCUAUGAAAACGUCAAACAUAUUCUUCAGGUAAAAAUUAUCUGGGGAAAGAAAAGUCGGCCUUUAAUAUUUUGUACAGCUGUAAGCUUUUGUUUAAAUAUCUAUGAUUCACUCAGUAUCGUAGUGUAUUGCAGCUAACUAUGAAUCUUACUAACCACCGUUUAGCAAUUAGUGACUGUAGUCAAAUGAAGACCGAACUAACAUUUACAAAGACAUCUAAACUAACAUGCUUGAACUCUAAGAACUGCCUCAUAGUUAAUUAAGGAAAACCUGCUGAAUCUUUACAUUUUAUACAAGGAAAAACAAAUAAUUACUCUAUUUCCUUUGCAGCUAUUGAUAUAUGUAUUUGUAAGAUUCGUUACCAAUAGGCCCAAUUCUCAUUCCUUAGGUAAAUCACUGAGUUUGUCAUUCGCCUCAAUUAUUGAUGAAAUUGACAGAUAAAUUACAAAGAAACUUAAGUUAGCCUUCAAUGCGAAGAGUAUAUAACUGUUUGCCAAACAGUAGAAAUAACAAUUUGAACCAAUUGACACAGAUGCCUCAGUUUGAUAAUUUUCGAUCUCCUCCAAUAUAUUUUUGCCUGACCUGCUGAUUAUAAACUUUGGUUUCCCGCCCAUUCCGUGACGUAUCUUUUAGGGGACCCCUCAACCACGAUUCCUUUUUCCAUUCCAAUAUUUAGUGUUAGUUAGAUGUGUUCAUCUUGUAGUUUAAGAUUUAAUCUAGGCGUCAAUUGCGUUGUUGCCUUAGAGAAUAAUUAUAAUUCUUUAACUACGUCGGUAAGUUAUCACAACAUGUAGCAACGCAAUUCACGUCUAGAUUCGACAAAUCCACUUUUUUUACUGUACACAUAAAACAUUUUUAUUGUAUGAUUUAGCUAAAUCAUGUUGUUUAUAUUUUCGCCCAAGAACAAUCCAUUUAUGUAGCGUUAAUUAACUCAUAGUAAGAGUUAAUGGUGACAUAAUGAAAUCUCAAUGUUGCUUGCAGUCCCGGGUGCUGACAGCAUUUUUAUUCUACUUUUAUUAUUAUUUCUAUUCUAUUAUUUUACCUGAUUUUAGUUUUAUAUCUUGUACAAACUAACCCAUAAUCUAUAGAUCGAAUAUACCUUACAUAUCGAUAUCUACAAAUAAUUUGGAUCAAUUGGAAAGAGAGAAAAUUUUGUGAUCAAUAAAUAGCAUAAAAUGCGUCCUUGCCUUGAUUCGAAUAUUUUUAUAUGAAGGCAACAUGCAAAAAUUGUAUGUAAAUAUUGUAGUUUAAGUCUUUAUAGUAUUUCAAAAUAAUUAUUUUAUAGUGUGCAGUAGGUAAUGUAAUGCCAUCUGAUAUUAAUGAAAUCUCAAGUGUUGAAAAGGUGGUAUGUAUAUUUAUAACUACUGUACAUUAUUUACAAUGAAUUGAUCAAGCAAUAAAAUAUCAAAAAUGUCAAUCGUAAUGCCUUAUUGAUAAGGACAAUAUAAUUAAAAUUUAUUUGAAAUAGUAAUUGUAAUGGAAAAUAUACUUUGAUUUGUAAUUAUAUGGAUUAAUUAAUGAUUAGAAUAAGUUUUGUAUAAUUGUGGUAGCUGAGAGUACCUAUUUAGUUCUAUGUAUUACAGUGCCACAUUCAUCACAUAUAUUCAAUAAAUUAGAUAUUUGACAUUGUGUACAAAAAUGUCCCGUCCAAAAUUAUAACAGAGGAAAAAAUAUAAUAUAUUAAAGAAUUAAUAUUGUGAAUCUCAUGUCUGGAUGUCAAUGUGAGCAUGUUACUUAAGUAGUUUCCGUCCAAAUUACCAAUGACUGAUUUUAUACUUUAUGUAUUUGUGUGUAAUAUCUUCCUAAGUUGUUACAAAGCUUCUCUGUAGUGUAGGAGAGUGGUUUAUUGUCAUAGAUUUAUUUCCAAAUAAAAUCUAAUAAAAAUGU